AUGGAUCGCAUCACCAGCCUGGACUCAUGGACCGCAGGACCAGCCUGGACUCAUGGAUCGCAUCACCAGCCUGGACUCAUGGACCGCAGGACCAGCCUGGACUCAUGGACCGCAGGACCAGCCUGGACUCAUGGACCGCAGGACCAGCCUGGACUCAUGGACCGCAUCACCAUUCUUUCUAAUCCAGCUGAGCCAAGAGAAGCACUGAUCCUCAACACCUAA
This is a messenger RNA of Knipowitschia caucasica, 222 nucleotides long. NCBI's taxonomy places the organism in Eukaryota, Metazoa, Chordata, Actinopteri, Gobiiformes, Gobiidae. The record is from the annotation of a GenBank genome assembly.